AAAUUGCAUAAAAACUUGCCGUUAGUGUCUCCUAGUUUCAUUUGUUUAAUUGAUGUUGAUAAGAGUGUUUUUAUAUUUAUAAUAAUGUUAAAAGUUUAUGGGCUGUGUCUGUGUUUUGCGAGUUUUAAUGUAAGUUUGUUUCGCUGCGACCUAAUACUGCCUCAAGUAUUCAUCCCGGAGCUAACACUAUAUCCUCAAAACCCACCAAAACUACCCGUACUCUGUUUAACUGAAGAAAAAUUCUCUUUACCCGAAUUCUGCCAAAACGCCUCAGAAUGGGAAGACGUCGACAUGUCGCUCAAAAUCUUGACAGAUUUCUCAGAACCCGAUCCGGAAAGAUCAACGUUCGCAGCUUUUAUUAAUCUUAUUAAGUUCAUCCUGAUUAAAGAAGAGCUAACUUGCAUAGACGCCAUGAGCGGACCUAUAAUACAAGUACAGCGCCCAGAGGGAAAGAUUUUCAAAGAUAACAGCGAGAUUCUAAACGAUAUAGAAACGGCGUUAGCUAAUAAGCCUAAAAUAAAAGCGAGGCCUGUAGAUUUUUAUGACAAUAUUGACAUUUCAAAUAUGUGUCCAAUUUGGAGACCCAGAGUACCUUAUAGAAGACGAAAUAAGAACGCUAUUCCUAUAGUUAAAGUUAAGUCUAAUUCAACAUGUGCUUGUUCAUGUCCGAAAGCGCCGCAGAAUUUGAGUCCCGUAACGAUUAUUGGUAGCAAUUUGAACCCAAUGGCCGAGGGAAUAGCGCCUUAUUCGCAGUGUCAAAAACUUACCUUGCAACCAACUGGCUGUACGUUACAGAGUCUACCUUCGACUAACAUAAGACCGGUACCUUUAGGUUGCGGAGGAAAUCGCAAUGUGUGCCAAAGAAUGGCAAGCCCAAUUAUGGCUGGUUGCCCGAAACUGACUACACCUGUUUUGGCUGGUUACUCAAAACAAGCAAGUCCACUUAUGGGUGGUUGCCCAAAACUGGCGCCAGUUUUGAAUGGUUACCCUAAACUAAGUCCAGUAUUGGCUGGGAUGACUGGUUGUCCGAAAAUGAGAAGUCCAUUAUUGUCUGGCUGUCCGAAACUAGCAGGCGUCGCACCCGGAAUGGGUCUUAGUUGUGGUUGCCCGAAGACAAAUAUGAUUUUAAGUGGUUGCCCAUAUGGGAACUCGAUGUUAGGUUGUCCAAACUGUGGUUUAGCCAAUUGUGCCUGUCAAGCUAAGCAGCCUGUGUCUGUACUACAGAGAGAAGCGAUACCUUUGAUAGAUCGUUUUGGAAAUUUGAUGAAACAAGUGACGACUACUGUUUUAGUGCCAUAUACUAUGUCACAAAUAGUUGCUUGACGAAAACGAA
Molecule: messenger RNA, 1333 nt
Organism: Cydia amplana
Lineage: Eukaryota; Metazoa; Arthropoda; Insecta; Lepidoptera; Tortricidae
Exons: 2
Coding region: 85-1323 (412 amino acids)
Source: RefSeq, a predicted model, not a curated record